Oryza sativa Japonica Group (Japanese rice) is the source of this 1435-nucleotide messenger RNA. Lineage: Eukaryota; Viridiplantae; Streptophyta; Magnoliopsida; Poales; Poaceae. The record is from RefSeq and is a predicted model, not a curated record.
AUUAUAUAUACUCGCUGCGGGACGCACCACCCCCUCUCCAGAAUUCAGCGAGAGAGAGCGAAUCAGCCACUGCACUUCUUGUUCUUGUUCUCUUCCUCCUCCCGAAUCCGAUCCAUCCAUUGGCCGCCGCCGCCGCCGCCGCCUCGUGCGUCGCGUGUUCGUGUCCAGAGACGAUGGGCAGCCUCGCCGCCGAGAAGACCGUCACCGGGUGGGCCGCCAGGGACGCCUCCGGCCACCUCACCCCCUACAACUACACCCUCAGGAAGACUGGGCCUGAAGAUGUGGUGGUGAAGGUUUUGUAUUGUGGUAUCUGCCAUACUGACAUCCACCAGGCCAAGAACCACCUUGGUGCUUCCAAGUACCCCAUGGUCCCUGGCCAUGAGGUGGUCGGCGAGGUGGUGGAGGUCGGGCCGGAGGUGACCAAGUACAGCGCCGGCGACGUCGUCGGCGUCGGCGUCAUCGUCGGCUGCUGCCGCGAGUGCCAUCCGUGCAAGGCCAAUGUGGAGCAGUACUGCAACAAGAGGAUUUGGUCCUACAACGACGUCUACACCGACGGCCGGCCAACCCAGGGCGGCUUCGCCUCCGCCAUGGUCGUCGACCAGAAGUUUGUGGUGAAGAUCCCGGCGGGGCUAGCGCCGGAGCAGGCGGCGCCGCUGCUGUGCGCCGGGCUGACGGUGUACAGCCCACUGAAGCACUUCGGGCUGAUGUCGCCAGGUCUCCGCGGCGGCGUCCUGGGGCUCGGCGGCGUGGGGCACAUGGGCGUGAAGGUGGCCAAGUCGAUGGGGCACCACGUGACGGUGAUCAGCUCGUCGGCGAGGAAGCGCGGCGAGGCCAUGGACGACCUGGGCGCCGACGCCUACCUCGUCAGCUCCGACGCGGCGGCGAUGGCGGCCGCCGGCGACUCGCUGGACUACAUCAUCGACACCGUGCCGGUGCACCACCCGCUGGAGCCGUACCUGGCGCUGCUGAAGCUGGACGGGAAGCUGAUCCUGAUGGGGGUGAUCAACCAGCCGCUGAGCUUCAUCUCGCCCAUGGUGAUGCUCGGCCGGAAGGCCAUCACCGGCAGCUUCAUCGGGAGCAUGGCCGAGACGGAGGAGGUGCUCAACUUCUGCGUCGACAAGGGGCUCACCUCCCAGAUCGAGGUCGUCAAGAUGGACUACGUCAACCAGGCCCUCGAGCGCCUCGAGCGCAACGACGUCCGCUACCGCUUCGUCGUCGACGUCGCCGGCAGCAACAUCGACGACGCCGACGCGCCGCCCGCCUGAUCGCCGCCGUGCACCCUCAUGGCAGCAUCCGUAUGAUCCGUUCUUGAACUUGUUUGUGUGAGACUCUGACGACUUGUCCAUGUAACGUCCGUGUGCCUUUCCGGUAUAAAUUCGGCCUCGCAAUAUAUGGACCAUUUUGCAUUUCCGAUCAAAAUCAUGCUUGCGUUUCA